Messenger RNA from Telopea speciosissima, 2271 nucleotides. RefSeq names its product thiamine-repressible mitochondrial transport protein THI74. The coding region runs from base 348 to 1643 and encodes 431 amino acids. Lineage: Eukaryota; Viridiplantae; Streptophyta; Magnoliopsida; Proteales; Proteaceae. Gene Ontology annotation, cellular component: membrane. The transcript has 5 exons. The record is from RefSeq and is a predicted model, not a curated record. Gene Ontology annotation, biological process: regulation of peptide transport.
AUCUUCCUUUAUCUUAUCAAUUAAUUGCAACGACAAUUAUUCUGAAGAGAAGAAACAAAGAUCGAGUUUCAGUAGAAGCUCUAAACAGAAUUCAUGUGCGGUACCCCUUUGAUGUGAAUUCUAGGUUUCGGCAGAUUAAGAUGAUUGCCUUGGUUAUUUUUUCUGCUCAACUCUAGUUUACUCUCUGCUUUCUCUUAGAAUUUCCUUGGAAGCUUAAAUGAAGUCAAUGAACCCUGGGCACCAGAGAAUUGCCUAUAUGGAUGUUAUUGUGCCACAGCAUUUUUACUGAUUACCAAGUUCUGUGAAGGAUUGACAACCUGUUUGAACCAACAUUAAGUUCGAAAGAGAUGAGGAAUCAGGUUUGGAGAUGGGUUUUAGGUUUAAUAUAUAUAGUUGCUGUUGCCACUAUUUGGAUUGCUGCCAGUUUUGUUGUUCAAUCGGUUGUAGACUCGGGUGUAUCUCCAUUCCUAAUAACCUACAUUUGCAAUUCAUUAUUUGUGGUUUACAUUCCUAUUGUUGAAAUUGCACGCUACUUGGAGGAUUCAGUUGUGAUUUCAUGGUUUAGUCGUAGUAAUAAAAAUGAGAAUCAUUUGCAAGGACCAGCAGAUUCUGAAGAGGUUGUUCUUCUCAGAGAUAAUGAUUUAAGUCCAAACUCAGAUGAUUUGCAUCCAUCUGAGCAGAUCGUACAAGGAGAAAUUAGUCAUCAGAGGAAGAGUAGUGCUUUGGAACCAGACUCUGAGUUUGAAAGGAUAUUGCAUGGUGAAGCUGGCAUAGAACAGCUUCCAGGAACGGCUGAUGUUAGUGAGAACGUUAAUAAACAACUUGAUGAGAAAGGGCGUUGGACACGUACAAGGAUGGCAAAGGUCAGCCUGUUGAUAUGUCCUUUUUGGUUUCUCGCGCAGCUCACCUUCAAUCUCUCGCUCAAGUAUACUACUGUGACUUCAAACACCAUCUUAAGCAGUGCCUCCAGCCUUUUCACCUAUUUGGUCUCUAUGGUUUUCUUGGGUGAGAAGUUCACAUGGGUGAAGCUGCUUAGUGUUCUACUCUGCAUGACUGGAACAAUAAUUGUCAGCUUCGGUGAUUCAAGUACAACCUUAAGGGCAAUUGCAACAAACCCCCUGCUUGGUGACAUUCUUGCUCUGGUUUCAGCAGGCUUGUAUGCAGUAUAUAUCUCCCUUAUUCGAAAAAAAUUCCCUGAUGAUGAUAACAGUAAGGAUGGUAAUGCCAGUAUGGCACAGUUCCUUGGAUUUCUUGGGCUGUUCAACCUCAUUAUUUUCCUACCUGUUGCCCUUGUACUGAACUUCACAAAACUCGAGCCUUUUUAUACUCUCACUUGGAAGCAGUUUGGUCUGAUUGUUGGUAAAGGUCUACUUGAUAAUGUGCUUAGUGAUUACUUGUGGGCGAAGGCCGUUCUUUUGACAACUACCACAGUGGCUACGGCUGGUCUCACGAUUCAGGUUCCCUUGGCUGCUAUUGUGGAUUCACUAACCGGAAAUGCUCCCCAUCUCAUGGAUUACCUUGGAGCUGCAGCUGUCAUGGUUGGGUUUGCUGGCAUUAACAUUCCCUCUGAUGCUUGCAGUAGUUCAGUGGAUGCUAAUCUAGAACAAGAGGAUGAAAAUGAACUGAGAUUAUUAAAAUCUUGAAUUGGUUGCUGGCUUUCAGUUGGGACUCUUCUAUGACAUUGACCGUGAAUCCUUAUUGCUGUGAUCAUUACAGUUUGGUUGCUGUAAAGUACAGAUGAUCAUCAUCAGUGGUGGGUUCACCUCCCAUUUGUUCUCAAAUGUCUUGGUUUCUUGGAGUCCAUUGUUCAGUCAAAUUGUGACAGAUAGUUUGUGUUGAGAAGGGAUUUAUGGCUUCAUGGGAAUAAUUAGAUUAAUUCACCACAGUAAUAGACAAUCUUCAAGCUGUGGAACGUCUGACACAGACAUACAGCCUAAUUGGUAACAGAAAGGAGCUUGGAGAACUAACUAAAAGAGUCAAUGUAGAUUCACCUCAUUUAGAAAGAGCAAAUCUGGCUGCUGAAAUACACAAUAUAUUAACAGGACAGAGGGUCAGAAGACAGCAGUGACUUGAUCUCAAGGAGCAGCAGUAAAAAUGGUAACUUAUUGAUGAGAACGAAGUGAUCUUCAACCCAGAGUUUAGAGACUCUCUAACUGCCCAUGCCUCGGCUAUUAACACAUCUAUGUGUGGGGGUGGGGGUGUAUCAGUGGAGCAGCUCUGGUGUGUUUUCGAAUCAUUGUUUCAAAUUCAUCAAAAUUCUUUGAUAUUUAA